Menidia menidia (Atlantic silverside) is the source of this 3427-nucleotide messenger RNA. Lineage: Eukaryota; Metazoa; Chordata; Actinopteri; Atheriniformes; Atherinopsidae. The record is from the annotation of a GenBank genome assembly.
AUGGACCAGCACGAGCAUACCCCGGGAGGAUUCACAAAGCUGGACCAACAGCAUCUGACUGCUUUGUCAAUUGAAGAUAUUAUUACUCAAAUUCAGGAUGAGACGGAGGGUGUGCCCAUCAGAACUGUCAAAAGUUUCAUGACAAAGAUCCCCAGUGUGGUCACAGGCACAGAUAUUGUACAGUGGCUAAUGAAGAAUCUGGCUAUUGAAGAUCCAGCUGAGGCCAUGCACAUUGGGAGUCUCAUCGCAGCUCAGGGGUACAUUUUCCCCAUCUCAGAUCACGUCCUCUCCCUCAAAGAUGAUGGCACUUUUUACCGCUUUCAGGCACCAUAUUUCUGGCCAUCCAACCGCUGGGAGCCUGAGAACACCGAUUAUGCCAUCUACCUGUGCAAGAGGACCAUGCAGAAUAAGACGAGACUGGAGCUGGCAGAUUACGAGGCGGAGAACUUAGCCAGGCUACAGCGUGCCUUUGCCAGGAAGUGGGAGUUUAUCUACAUGCAGGCUGAGGCCCAGGUCAAAAUUGACAGAAAAAAGGAUAAAAUCGAGAGGAAGAUCCUCGACAGCCAGGAGAGAGCCUUCUGGGACGUCCACAGACCUGUGCCAGGAUGUGUUAACACCACAGAAAUGGACAUCAGGAAAUGUCGACGCAUGAAGAAUCCCCACAGAGUUAAGAAGUCAGUGUAUGGUUUGGCAGAAGAGGGAACGCAGUCCAAGAGUCCCGUUCACACUCCUGUGCUCCUCGGCAGGAAAGGUACCAAAGAGGAUGUGGAAAAAGAGAUUGUAUUCUUGAACACCCAACUAGAUCGUCACUGCAUGAAGAUGUCCAAAGUUGCUGACAGUCUGAUAUCCUACACUGAACAGUACAUGGAGUACGACCCCUUUGUGACGAGUCCAGAGCCAUCCAACCCCUGGACCAGCGAUGACCCUUCCUUCUGGGAUCUGGAGGUCAGCAAGGAGCCCAGUCAGCAGAGGGUGAAGAAGUGGGGUUUCUCUCUGGAGGACGCCCUGAAGGACCCAGCAGGACAGGAGCUCUUCCUCAAGUUUCUGGAAUCUGAAUUUAGCUCCGAAAACCUGAGAUUCUGGCUGGCAGUGCAGGACCUGAAGAGGAUUCCCCAGCAGGACGUGGCCCAGAGGGCUCAGGACAUCUGGGCGGAGUUCCUGGCAGAGGGAGCUCCCAGCUCCAUCAACCUGGACUCUCACAGCUAUGAACGAACCAGCCAGAACCUGAAAGACCCCGGGCGAUACAGUUACGAAGAUGCACAGGAUCACAUUUACAAACUGAUGAGAAGUGACAGCUAUUCCCGGUUCCUGCGCUCCAAUCUGUACCAGGACCUGCUGAUGGCAAAGAAGAAACCUGAAAUGGAGCAGGGCCGGCGCACCUCUCUGGAGAAGUUCACUCGCAGUGUUGGCAAGUCACUUACAGGAAAGCGACUAACAGGCCUCAUGCAGUCAUCCUGACAAGGCAUUGUCCAACAAUAGGAAAACCCAUGGCCUAAGGGACCGCUUACAAUGGAGGAGCAAUGGGAAAAGGAAUCUGACACGUGUGAGUGUGGCAUUGAGAAGUGGAUGAAGAUUCCAAACAAACUCAAAUCUGCUGGUCUGGAGCUCCACUACAUCUGAAUCUCAUCCAAGAUAAGUUGAAAAGGACGGGCAUGCAAUAAGUCAACACACCUGACACCAGGACAGUGCACACGAUGAACAAUGUGCUCCUUUUUUUUGGAGGUUUCCAUUCAAAAGCCUGUACCAAACAGAGCUAAGCUGUUUUGCUGUAUCUACAAACUCCACUUGUGUUAACAUGGUAUCCGAAGAGGCUAUUGCUUUAGUUUUAGUGAUAUACACAUGGAAUGCUUGAAUGUCUUGACUGAUGUCAAAAUGAGACUUAAAUUAGCGCUGUAGAUUAUCACUUCAUUUACUUGGAUGAAAAAGGGAAAGAAGACUUAGGUGUACAAUUUUCAGUAAAAAAAUCUUUCAGAUAAACUUACAGCUACAUGACAAGUUAUUCCUCUUUAUGUAUAAAAUGACACUUUUGUUAUAUUGCAUUGCACAGCUUUGGAGUAUAGCAGCUGAUUAAUACUGUAUGGCACAACCCUAGAGAACAAUGCUAAAAGGAGCACAAAAAGUAUGAUCUAAAGUAAGCGCUGCUAGAGAUUAAAGCAAAGGGCAUUUUAAUACUGGCCAUCAAAACUGGAUUUAGAAUAACUGUUUUCAACCAUGAAUGUACUGACAUAUGCAGGUUUGUGGCUGAAAGAAUUAGGCCUAUUUUAAAAUGUGAACUGUGAUAAUGUUUUACAUACCAUAUGUUGUUUUUAAUGGCUUCACUCAAAGUAAGAUCUCACCCACACACAGAAUUAGGGCACAGAAUUUUUAAAGAUAAUUAAAAACAGAAAAUCUAAAGGCGAUGUAAUUCUUUCCUGAUAUACUUUCAUCUAGUUUAAAGAUGUAAAAAGAAAAGAGAAUUGCUUUUGGCUAAUAAUAAAACUAAAUUGUGUUUUCCUUUCAAAUACGGAAAUUUUCCCUUGUAACAAACAACUCAUCACCUUCACUCCAGGUCUUUUGAUUUGUCACACUAGCAAUCCAAUCUCAGCUUUACCCUUAGUCAUUCUAAAAUCCAGAUCUUAACAGUUCUUUUUGCGUCUUUAUAAAUCUCUCUCAUACGGGGCAAUUCCCUAAAGAUGCUCAUGACUGUGACAGAUUUAGCAGUAUUUAUAUAUCGUAUAGCUUUAUACCAACUAUAAUUUGCAUUAUUUCCAUUUUGAGCAACAUAAAUAAUUCUUGUUAACUGCAAAUUGAAAAAAAUAAUUAACCAGAAAUGUAAAACAAAGUUAAAUCCUAUCUUUAACAGUAGUUUAAUCAUUUAAAAACCUAAACACAUUCCAAAUGUUAAUCACAAAAAAGAUAUUUGAUGAGUGGAAUAACUGGAGACAUUUUGCUCUCUAAACAUUCCACUUAAGGGUUUAAGGACAAAGGGUUUUCACAUCAUGUAAAGAGGAAAAUGGUAAUAAAUGAGGAAUAUAAAAUGCAGAGGAAUUUGAACCUUUAUUUCUAUAGUGCAUCAGUCUACACAGACAUGAUCUGGGCUAGUGCAGCAAAAUGCUUUCAUCCAACAGGUGUGUGCUGCUCUCUAGUGCACGUCUUCUGUAAGUGCAACUCAUUUUCCUGCCAUUUUUAAACUUCAAGGGUUAACCCCUGAGGAGUCAGUGUCCUGUGGUAAAGGAAUAAAUGUUCAUUCAGAGAUUCUGGGUAUUUAGCUAAAGUUGUGCAUACUCUUUGUUUUUUCCACGAUUGACAUUUUCAAGUGGAAUAUGCAAAGUCAAUCAAAUGUUAAAAUACAGCAGAGGUGAGACAGAUUUUGUUGCCAGGACAGAUUUAUUGACAAAGCCUCACAUGAUGCAUGCAGUCAGUCUUCUUACAGUUUCUGAAAUUAUCA